AUGGGGGGGACAGCCAAAACAUGUGCAGCUGCAUGCCAGAGCAGUAGUUCAGCUACUGGAAUGCAGUUCGGCUUCGAAGGAAUGGAAGAAAGCCAUGGCAACCUGGAUAAGGACUGGCAAUGCUCAGAAACGAUGGCUUUUCCAUCUCUUAUUAAGCUUAAAAUCACUGCAGCUCAAAAACUGUGGCUUUUAUACGCAACAUGUGACUGCUACCAUUUUGACUGGGCCAGGAGGCAGACGCUGCUCACUUGCUCCGGCCACACGAGGCCCGUGGUGGACUUGGCCUUCAGCGGCAUCAUGCCUUAUGGUUAUUUUCUGAUCAGUGCCUGUAAAGAUGGCAAACCUAUGCUCCGCCAGGGAGAUACAGGAGACUGGAUUGGAACAUUUUUGGGUCAUAAAGGUGGUGUUUGGGGUGCAACGUUGAAUAAAGAUGCCACCAAAGCUGCCACAGCAGCUGCAGAUUUCACAGCCAAAGUGUGGGAUGCUGUCACGGGAGAUGAAUUGAUGACCCUGGCUCAUAAGCACAUUGUCAAGACUGUGGAUUUCACACAGGAGAGCAACUACCUGUUAACUGGGGGGCAGGAUAAACUGCUGCGCAUAUAUGACUUGAACAAACCUGAGGCAGAACCUAAGGAAAUUAGUGGUCACACUUCCGGUAUUAAAAAGGCUCUUUGGUGCAGCGAGAAUAAACAGAUUCUUUCAGCUGAUGAUAAAACUGUUCGUCUUUGGGAUCAUGCUACAAUGACUGAAGUGAAAUCUGUGAAUUUUAACAUGUCUGUUAGCAGCAUGGAAUAUAUCCCUGAGGGAGAGGUCCUGGUUCUCACUUAUGGGCAGACUAUUGCUUUUCAUAGUGCAGUAAGUCUGGAGCCAAUUAAAUCCUUUGAAGCUCCUGCAACCAUCAAUUCCGCGUCUCUUCAUCCUGAGAAGGAAUUUCUUGUUGCAGGUGAAGAAGACUUUAAACUGUAUAAGUAUGACUACAAUAGUGGAGAAGAAUUAGAAUCCUACAAUGGUCACUUUGGCCCCAUUCACUGUGUGAGGUUUAGUCCUGAUGGUGAACUCUAUGCCAGUGGUUCUGAAGAUGGGACAUUGAGAUUGUGGCAAACUGUAAAAGGAAAAACCUAUGGUCUUUGGAAAUGCGUGCUUCCUGAGGAAGACAGCGGGGAACUGGCAAAGCCAAAGGUCGAUUUUCAAGAAACAGCGGAAGAGGAGCUGGAAGAAAUUGCUUCACAGAAUUCAGAUUCCAUCUAUUCUUCAACUCCUGAAGUUAAGGCCUGAGCAUCAGCAGUGUGCCAUAGGUGCCAUAUAGUUUAUGGACUAAACAAGCAGAGAAAAGCAUCAGCCUUCAGAGUGACUCUCUGCCUGUGGCAAGGAAGGCAGAAAAUAUUGGGGAAUAUGAAUUAGCUCCAGUGCACGAACAACUACUGGGUGUUCCUGUGAGUGAAAGUAGCUGUGUGUAUG
This is a messenger RNA of Microtus oregoni (creeping vole), 1458 nucleotides long. RefSeq names its product serine-threonine kinase receptor-associated protein-like. Bases 1 to 1275 code for a protein of 424 amino acids. Gene Ontology annotation, molecular function: protein binding; RNA binding. Gene Ontology annotation, biological process: spliceosomal snRNP assembly. NCBI's taxonomy places the organism in Eukaryota, Metazoa, Chordata, Mammalia, Rodentia, Cricetidae. Gene Ontology annotation, cellular component: SMN complex. The record is from RefSeq and is a predicted model, not a curated record. The transcript has 3 exons.